Molecule: messenger RNA, 3181 nt
Organism: Apis mellifera (honey bee)
Lineage: Eukaryota; Metazoa; Arthropoda; Insecta; Hymenoptera; Apidae
Gene: RhoGAP68F
Product: rho GTPase-activating protein 1
Exons: 10
Coding region: 293-1747 (484 amino acids)
Biological process (GO): negative regulation of endocytic recycling; small GTPase-mediated signal transduction
Cellular component (GO): cytoplasm
Molecular function (GO): GTPase activator activity
Source: RefSeq, a predicted model, not a curated record
GUAAGAUGUCAAAUCUAUUUUAUAAUUCGUCCGUGGCAAAAAUAUGCAACCAACCAAUAGGAAUAAGUAUGAAAGUAUUCGUUAAUCGAGCAGUGGGGAAAGGGAGUGACGAGUGACUACGAAUUACAAUUAGCGACACAACAAAUGAAAGCGUGACGUGAAUACGCUGGUUUGCCAUACCGCGUCGGGAUAAUGUCGUUCGAGAAGAAAAACGUUAUUCGUUUAUAAAGCAGGGUACAUAAAAGCCCCGUAAUUGAAUCUCGGCACUGUUUUAUCGUACAGUUGCCAGAAAAUGGAAGCAGACUAUCAACCGACGCUAAAUCCAACGCGAACUUUGACAGCAAUAGCUAAUGAAGUCGAAGACCCAUACCCAAGUUUGUCAGAUUAUCAUGAUUAUGAGCCCAACUUGGAGUUCGAUGAUACUGAAUUACAAACUACUUCAAAUAAUGCUUUAGAAGAAAAGGAUUUAAUUAACAGUGCAGGAACUAGAUUAAAUUAUUUGGAGAGUCCAGUAAGCGAUGGAACAAUUGAAGAAAACUUUGAAGAAGCUUUGGUAGAUGCUCCAGUUAUCAAAUCCGCAGAGGAUCUUGCUGCAUUAGAUGGUGAACUUGCGGAUGAAGAAGAUUAUCUUGAUAUAUCAAGAUAUGGCAUUGUAGAAGUGGUUGGUGAUGAUAAUGCUGGGCGUAAAGUAAUAGUAGUAUCUGCAUGUAAAUUGCCUCCUGUUGGAAAAGAAACUUUUAAUUAUGCAAAACUUCUCAGGUAUCUCACACAUACUUUAGACACAUUUGUAGAGCAAGACUAUAGUCUAGUUUAUUUUCAUUAUGGUCUUACUUCAAAAAAUAAACCACCAUUGUCUUGGUUAUGGCAAGCAUAUAAAGCUUUUGACAGAAAAUAUAAAAAAAAUUUGAAAGCAUUAUAUUUGGUGCAUCCAACUAAUUUUAUUAGAAUUGUAUGGCAAAUAUUUAAGCCAGCUAUUAGUGCAAAGUUUGGUCGAAAAAUGAUGUAUGUCAAUUACUUAGAAGAAUUAGCACAAUACAUUAAUCUUGAUCAACUUAUUAUACCUCCUCAAGUAAUAGAACACAAUGAACAGCUAAUGUUAAAGAAUAAAAAGAAUUUACCAACAAGUCCACCUCAGAGUACGGUAACAACACCAGUUGGUACCACUCAAUUUGGAGCAAGUCUCACUUUUAUUAAAGAAAAUAACAAUGGCGAUCCUAUACCACCAAUAGUGCGACAAUGCAUUGAAUUUCUUGAUAUGCCUGAUGCAUUAGAAACAGAAGGGAUAUUUAGAAGAUCAGCUAAUGUGGCAGUAGUUAAAGAACUUCAAAAUCGUUGUAAUCAAGGAUUACCAAUUGAUUUUCAAGGAGACCCGCAUAUAGCAGCUGUUCUUCUUAAAACAUUUCUUCGAGAAUUAGAUGAACCACUUAUGACGUAUGAUUUAUAUGAUGAAAUAACACAAUUUCAAGCUCUAUCAAAAGAUGAGCGUCCAAGAAGAGUUAAAAUAUUGGUACUUGAAAAACUUCCAGAAGAUAAUUAUCAAGUGUUAAAAUAUAUCGUACAAUUUUUAUCAAGGGUAAUGGAUAGAUCUGAUUUAAACAAAAUGACAUCAAGUAAUCUUGCUGUUGUAUUUGGUCCAAAUCUUGUCAGAGCACCACCAUCACGUGGAAUGUCACUUUCCGCAAUAGGUCCCAUUAAUCAAUUUAUAGACUUUUUAUUUACCCAUCAGGAUAAAAUAUUUAUUAUAUAAAGAAAAUAUAGGAUUGAACGCUAAAGGCCUAAUUUAAAACGAAAUUAAUACUUUAUCUAUGUUAUGAAACAGAAAUUUUAUAAAUUUGGCUGCCAAGUUUGAUAUUAUAUGAACUUAUAUAAAUAACUUCGAAGAAAAUUUUAUAGAAUUUUUAUUGAAAAUUAUAUCAAGUUCCUAAGAAUUUCAUUUUAAAAUGUAAAAACAAGAAUCUUCGAAGUCAUAUCAAACUUGUUGGAACUUGAACGUAAUAACUCGUGUAUAAUAUUCAUAUUUAAUUAUAACAUUCGUAUUUUGUUGAUUAAAAUAUUUUUAUAUUUAAAUAUACAGAUAGAAAAAUACUUGCAUACCUAAUAUCACAAACAGCGUUUAAUUAUACAACUUGCACAAAAUUUCUUUUUUAGUAAAUUAAUAUAAUAAUUUCAUGGGACAUAAAAAUAUUGUAAAUCAAUCUGGAUAUACAAUUUAAAAAUAUGUAAAAUUAUAAAAAUUAAUGGUAUACCAAAGAUAUAUAAAAAUAUCAUGCAAUUUAUAAAAUAUAGGAUUAUUUAAAAUUAGCAUAAUGUAAUAAAACUAGACAGACAAAUUAUGUUGUACAGGAUGCCUUGCUCGCAUAAUUUUAUUAACUUAUAUAAGCAUUAACAUGACAAAUGUCAUAAAAGUCAUAAUAAUUAUAUUGUUAUAAUUUAUAUUAGCCAAAGCAAAAAUAUAGUAAUGAAUUUAGAAAUUAUUAUUAAUAUAUGGCAUCCUUUGUAUUAACAUUAUAUGUGUAUAUAUAUAUAUAUAUAUAUAUAUAUAUAUAUAUAUAUAUACACACACAGAGAUUAAUAGCAUUAUAUACAAGUUCAGUUUGAUUAAACAAAAUUGUUUUUUAAUUAUACAUACAUAAAUACAAAGAAUUUUGAUGCAUUAUUAAAAUCAUAUUACAAAAAAUUAACAAUAAAAUUUCUUAUUUUUAAGUAUAAAUUAAGUUACUAAUAUAACUAGCAUAUUUAUAUGAUACUUGGUUUGUAACUUCCAUACAAUGAAAAUUUAUAAAUAGCAAAUUCAAAAAGAAAAAAAUAAUUCGUAUAAUUAUUUGCCGAUUUAAAAUAAUAAUAAACAAUGGAAUUUAUUAUUUUUUAUUAUAUAAUUUAAUAAUUAAAUUAAAAUCAUUGUCAGGGUAUCAUGUAAUAUAAUAUUUAGUAUACUAUUUGUUAUCACUUGAAAGAUGAAAGACUUAUAAUAAUCUUUCUAUUAUAAUAUGUGUAUCUUUGUACAUUUUCUUAAAUAGUCCUGCCAUUAUGGGUUUCUGGGAUAAAAUAGAGGCUCAUUGCCUAAUAUGUUCUCUGUUGUGGAAAAAGACUAACCCAGACCUAUAUAGAACUGACACAAGUACAUUCCUUGUUAAUAGAAUAAAAAUAUUACAUAAAUAUAUAAUUAUUUAUAUAAAAAAAA